AUGAGUUCGCCUACCAAUGGUCAGAUCCUGCAGGUGGUCAGAGCUGCCAAUGGAGCUCAAUACAUCAUUCAGCCCCAGCAGCAAAUGGUGUUGCAGCAGCAGGUCCUGCCACAGAUGCAGCCUGGAGGUGUGCAGGCCCCCGUCAUACAGCAGGUGUUGACUCCUCUUCAGGGAGGCCUUCCCCAGCAUACCGGAGUCAUCAUCCAGCCGCAGCAGAUUGUCCUCACAGGAAAUAAAGUACCACAGAACACUCAGGUCAUGCAGGCAGCAGCGAUGGCUGUGCAGGCGGAACGGGGAGCUCUGCAUGUGCAGCCACAGCCUCAAGCACAGGCAUCGCAACAACAGCCACAGCAGCAACAGGCCUCGCAGCAACCUCCCAUGGUGCUCCAGGUGGACGGUGCAGGAGACACGUCCUCAGAGGAGGAUGAAGAGGAGGAGGACGUGUAUGAUGAGGACGAGGAUGAAGACAAAGAGAAAAAUGGUGGAGAGGAUGGUCAAGUGGAGGAGGAGCCAUUAAACAGUGGAGAUGACGUCAGUGAUGAGGAAGAUCAGGAGCUGUUCGACACUGAGAACGUGGUGGUUUGCCAGUAUGACAAGAUUCACAGAAGUAAGAACAAAUGGAAAUUUCACCUGAAAGACGGGAUAAUGAAUCUGAAUGGGCGGGAUUACGUGUUCUCCAAAGCCAUUGGAGAUGCAGAGUGGUAAAUGGUAAAGAACAAAACCCAGAACUGUCCACACUUAAGGCAAGACACAUCGAGACCUGAAACUGUACAUUUCAGGAGAUUCCCACUUCGGGGGCUGAAGAGUAACGUCCCAGUGCUACUGUGCUGUUUAAAUGAUAUCGGCACAAAAAUAACGUGUGCCAUCCAAGAGAUGUUUCUUUCCCCCCCUCCUUUUAAGAUGGCCCUUUUACCUGUGGAGUUUCACAGGAGUCCGUAACUUCUCUUUUAGAACAAUAUUCUUGCCCCUCAGAUGUAUGAAAACAUUAGGCGCAUGGAGCCAAUUUCAGCGCCUGGCGCUAACAUAAGUUGACUCUGGUGUGUUAAGACGGCCAACUGUGCGUGUUCGUUGGUGAUUUCCGUAGCUAGGUCAGCCAUCUGAAUCCUGUGUAAAGCGAAUCGUCCAACACGAGGACUAUUUCAUCACCAUUGGCCACCUUGUACAAACACUAAAAACAAGCAACCAAGAACUGUUCCAAUAAUUUCCUUUCGUAUUUGCUAUGUUUUUAGACCUUUGUAUGUUCAACAGCAGAGAUACCAAUGAAAACAGGCAAGUUAAGUUUAACGUUGUCGGUCUCACUAAAUUGUUCUCGUGUUUGUGCGUCUGUCAUGGAUUUUUCUAACUGUACUCUGGCUAAAGAUCUGCUCUGUCAGUAUGAUGCAUGUUUUGGGGCUGUGCAUCACAGAGCUUGUGUUGUCCUGCGUGUGUUUGUGUGCAAUCCAUUGCGUUAGGUGUCAAUGACGUGCUCGGUCAGGCCACCCUUCAUUCUUUACUUGCGGUCAGGCUUAUUUUACACAUUUCUAGUAGUUUGUAUUUAUUCCCGAAGCUCAGGCAGCGUUGAAUUUCGGGGGGUGAAACCGAACUGUGCUCUUAAUGAAAGAAGUUUUCCUUUCAGCCCAUUCUCUGCUGUGGAGGAUUUCAGCACCUGAUUCUGUGCAUUGUGGAGCUUUGUUAGGGUGUUUUUUUAUAUAUUUUUUUUUGUCCUCCAUAUUUUGUUUUAUAGUAUUUAGUCUGACUUUUUAAGCCGUGCCCUCAUACAGUCUGCGAAAUGACAGGUUGUUGUGUUCUGUGUCUGUAUGUUCAUCAGUUGAAAGUAUUGAUACGUUUUGUUAAAUUAUGUCCAUGCUACGUUUGUUCGAUGAAAUGGCUUGGACUAGUUUUGGGGCUUUUUUUAUUUUUUUUUAGUGUAGUUCAUUAUGCUCCUUGUUUGUGCCUUUCAGAUUUAAUUUAGGUAUCAGGUCUUUUGUCUAAAGGGGAGAGCCUUUAGCAAAUCUUACGAACUGUACAUUUCGCUUUGCUUUUCUAAUGGUAAGUAAAGAAUACUUCAGAACUACUAUCUGGGAUAUGUGAGGGAACAAUGUUUAUUCAUAUACUGUUUUACCAAUCAAACUGCUCUGUCUCUGAUUCUCAUCUCUAUGAAGGUUGUGUGUUAUGUAAGUAGAGAUCUUUAGUAUUUUGUUGAAACAUUGAGUUUUAUUAUUUUUGCCUUUGCUGAACUUUAUUAAAGCACUAUUAAAAUGGACUCUCAUUUUUGAGCUA
Molecule: messenger RNA, 2259 nt
Organism: Sinocyclocheilus grahami
Lineage: Eukaryota; Metazoa; Chordata; Actinopteri; Cypriniformes; Cyprinidae
Product: transcription initiation factor IIA subunit 1-like
Exons: 6
Coding region: 1-705 (234 amino acids)
Biological process (GO): transcription initiation at RNA polymerase II promoter; transcription by RNA polymerase II
Cellular component (GO): transcription factor TFIIA complex
Source: RefSeq, a predicted model, not a curated record